Molecule: messenger RNA, 732 nt
Organism: Fimicolochytrium jonesii
Lineage: Eukaryota; Fungi; Chytridiomycota; Chytridiomycetes; Spizellomycetales; Powellomycetaceae
Product: CRE-VPS-2 protein
Exons: 3
Coding region: 1-732 (243 amino acids)
Biological process (GO): endosome transport via multivesicular body sorting pathway; protein transport; late endosome to vacuole transport
Cellular component (GO): multivesicular body; ESCRT III complex
Source: RefSeq, a predicted model, not a curated record
AUGGAAUUCAUCUUUGGGUCGCGCAAGACCCCGCAGGAGUUGCUCCGGCAGCAUCAGCGCGCUUUGCAGCGGGCCCAGCGGGAUUUGGACCGCGAGAGGGCUAAGUUGGAACAGCAGGAGAAGAAGCUUAUCGUGGAUAUCAAGAAGGCUGCGAAGGCUAACCAAAUGAACGCGUGUAAGAUCAUGGCAAAAGACCUUGUUCGCACUCGCCGGUACAUUCAGAAAUUUUACCAAAUGCGAACCCAACUGCAGGCAGUGUCGCUGAAGAUUCAAACGCUCCGCUCAAACCAACAAAUGGCCGAAGCGAUGAAAGGCGUAACCAAAGCCAUGCGCUCCAUGAACAAGCAAAUCAAUUUACCAGCUAUACAAAACAUCAUGAUGGAAUUCGAAAAGGAGAGCGAAACGAUGGACAUGAAGGAGGAGAUGAUGAACGAUGCUAUAGACGAUGUGAUGGAGGAUGAAGGAGAUGAGGAGGAAACGGACCAGAUUGUGAAUCAGGUUUUGGACGAAAUUGGGAUUUCCGUGGAUCAAGCGGUAUGUGGAUGCAUACCAUUAGCACGAAAGUCACGUGAGGUCGGCAGGUACUUAUACGACCGUACACCGUACGUUUUACAGCUCCCAGAAGCAUCGCGAUCGAAAAUGGGCAACUCGGCUGGCAAAGAGCAGGGAGACGCGAUGAUGGCAGACGACGCGGCAUUGCAAGCUCGUUUAGACAACUUACGGCGGGAGUGA